Molecule: messenger RNA, 1852 nt
Organism: Culicoides brevitarsis
Lineage: Eukaryota; Metazoa; Arthropoda; Insecta; Diptera; Ceratopogonidae
Gene: Mocs1
Product: molybdenum cofactor biosynthesis protein 1
Exons: 4
Coding region: 102-1763 (553 amino acids)
Biological process (GO): Mo-molybdopterin cofactor biosynthetic process
Molecular function (GO): cyclic pyranopterin monophosphate synthase activity; GTP 3',8'-cyclase activity; 4 iron, 4 sulfur cluster binding
Source: RefSeq, a predicted model, not a curated record
AGAGACGAAUCAGAGUGAAGAGAUAUCUUUCAAACUAUUUUACAUUUAACAUUUAAAUAAGUAUUUAAUGAUACAUCAUUAUCAACAGGUUUAAGUGAAUUAUGAUAUCGAUUCGUGAAAAGACCUGGAUGAUUAGUCGCUUAUUUGAGAAACGCAUAAGAAGCAGAGGGUGUGCAACCAAAGUCUCACAUGAUGUGACAAAAACAGUAGAUGUUUUGGCUAACACAGAAGUUUCUUCGAAACAUGUUAAACCAUUGUACGACACAUUCGGACGCUUUCACGAUUACCUUCGAAUUUCGCUGACAGAAAGAUGCAAUUUAAGAUGUUUGUAUUGCAUGCCCGAAGAAGGAGUAAAAUUGACCCCAAACAAAAAUUUGUUAACGACAGAUGAAGUUAUUUACUUGACACAGCUUUUUGUGCAGGAAGGCGUAAGAAAAGUCAGAUUAACAGGCGGAGAGCCAACGGUUCGUCGUGACUUAGAGGAGAUUAUUCGAAGAAUGAAGAAAAUUGAAAAGUUAAAAAGCGUUAGUAUUACAACGAAUGCACUUGUAUUAACGCGGCAGCUUGUAAAAUUACAAAGAGCAGGACUGGAUGGCUUGAAUAUAAGUUUAGAUACUCUGAAACCCGAAAAAUAUGAAAAAAUUACACGAAGAAAAGGUUGGGAAAGGGUAAUUGCUGGGAUUGAUUUGGCAAUUCAAUUAGGUUAUAAACCAAAAGUAAAUUGCGUGGUCAUGAAAGGUUUCAACGAAGAUGAAAUUUUGGAUUUUGUUGAAUUUACUCGAGAUCGUGCUGUAGAUAUCAGGUUUAUCGAGUAUAUGCCGUUCGCUGGAAAUAAAUGGGAUACCGUCAAAUUGCUUUCAUUUAAAGAAAUGAUCGAAAUUAUCAAUUCGCGAUGGUCUAACUUUAUUCCAUUAGAAAAUGGACCAAAUGACACUUCAAAGGCAUUCAAAGUUGAAGGAUAUUUGGGUCAAGUUGGUUUUAUAACAUCAAUGACACAGCAUUUUUGUGGUUCUUGUAAUCGUUUACGUAUUACCGCCGAUGGAAAUUUAAAAGUUUGUCUCUUUGGCAAUACAGAAGUAUCGCUGAGAGAUGCAAUACGAAACGGAUGCUCUGAAAGUGAUGUAAUUGCUUUGAUAUCUGCUGCAGUUAAGAGAAAGAAAAAACAACAUGCAGCUUAUCUAAAAAAUCUAAGCUUAGUAUUGAACAUUCCAUCUACUUUUAUCCAAUCACCAUUAUUAACAUUGUCAUCAAGUGCAACAUUUGCUCACCGUUUACACUUUCGUCAAUUGUCGUGUCUUACACACACGGAUUCCAAAGGAAAAGCUCGUAUGGUUGAUGUAAGUGCCAAAAAUGUAACUAAAAGAACAGCGAUUGCUCGUGCCCGUAUAUGUGUUGGAAAAGACGUAUAUAAGUUAGUAAAAGAAAAUCAAAUUAAAAAGGGAGAUGUAUUGACCGUUGCUCAAAUUGCUUCUGUUUUAGCAGCAAAACGAACUUCAGACUUAAUUCCCCUUUGUCAUAAUAUCCCUCUAUCGGGGAUAAAAACAGAAUUCGAGUUAAAUGAUAAAGAUAAAACAAUAGAAAUUAUAGCAACAGUCAAUUGUGAUGGGAAAACUGGAGUAGAAAUGGAAGCUUUGAUGGCGGUUAGUGUUGCUGCAUUAACAAUUUACGAUAUGUGUAAAGCAGUGAGUCAUGAAAUGGUUAUUGAAGAUAUUCGACUGAUACAAAAAACAGGGGGAAAAUCCAAAUAUACAUAUAGCGAAUAAUCAAAAGUGCAAUAUUUGCCUUAUAUUAGUAUCUUUAUUUUUUUCAUAUAAUUGUUCUUCAGUUAUUUUUAUAAAGAUUUGUUAAUGGA